UUGUAUUGACACAUUUGUAAUUAACUUUACCAAAAUGAAAGGUUUGUUCGUAUUCUGUGUGGCUCUUUCCAUCGCCAUGAGCGUUAACGGACAAUGCAUCCGUUCGUCAUGUGCGUCCAAUCUUUUAUCACCACUGGUUGCCCCCAGCGCCGUUGUUGCCCCUAUCGCCACUCAAUACGCCCCGAUCGUCGGGUCCAACGCUGUUGCCACUAGUCUUGCUGAUACUUUGUCACUGCUGACUGUCAGCAGCCUGCUCGCUGAGAAGUUGCCACUUGGCUAUCCUCUCGUUGCUCCAGCUCUUGGUUGCGGAUGCAGCAACGCAUGUGGAUACCCGUAUGUCCUAUAAACGGCAUUAUUUGAACGGCAUAUUUUGAAAAUAUUCCAUAGUUAAAAAUUGAGACGACGACUUCGACUUUUUAUGACUUACUUCCUUUUUAUUUUCUUAUUCUAUAAAUCGAAUGUUUUCGGUUAAAUUUUCGGUUAAAUAUUGUAAUGCAAUGUGGACAAGUUUUCUAAUUGAAUAAUACCUAUAAUAUUAGUUGGACAAAGCUUCAAAUUUUGCGGUUAUGUCAACUUUACACGUAUUUCAAUAUUUUCUAUACCUAUGUCUUAAAGUAAAACUUAAAAAAGAUUGAGAAAAUGUUUUUUCUUGAGGAAUUCAAACAUCCAUUUACAUGUGUAAUUCUUGAAUAUUGUACCUAAUUGUAAUUUGGUGAAAUUUAUGUUAGGUAAAGAUAUUCGAAAUAAUUUACUAAUAUAAUAUGGCAUCCUUUAUAGUGCACCUUUGGUUCGUGUACUCAUAAUGCUAAUUUAAUAGACCAAGUGCUUAAAAAUAUCUUAUAUGUAUUUUCCAUUUGCAAGAUCAUAAUAUUAACUAUUUCGAUCAUAUUCUUCUUAAAUUCAAAAUAAAAAUUCUGUAAUUUUUGGGUCUAUGAUGAAACAUCUACUUUCAAAGCAUAUUAUUUUCUAAGCUAAUAUUGUAGGGUUUGUCAUUCGAUAUUUCUGGUCCAAGGAAUUUGGUUUUUGUUUUAAGCUGAGUAAUUUCAACACUUCUAUAUGGCCGGUCAAAUACUUACGUCCUAUCAUAUAUUUUAAAUAGUCAACUUUUUUAACUAAGUACGUAGUAUAAGAAUUAUAAAACUUGUCCAAUUUGUAUAUGAUCACUUUAUAUCGUAAAAUCUAUUUUUUUAAAUAGUACCUACUAUUUUUGUGUAUCUAUUUAUAACACCCGAAUAAUAUGUUUAAAAAAUUCAAAAUUUGUACUUCAGCAGAGAUAUGUUAUUAACUUGUUAUUAAAUAUACAUGUUUAAAAAAUACCAUUGUUUUAAUAAAUUGUAACAUCAACAAACUUACAAAAACAUCGUCAAAGCAUUGUGUCAGCACGUGCGUACUGAUUACGAAACAAUAGGAAGCGAUAAAAUGACAGUAAUAUUGUGUAUACUCUAUGUUUUAAUUUAGGUACUGCUCAUAGCUUUUCAGUUUAUUUUCUUUGUACAAAAAAUACUACAUACCGGUAAAGAAUAAACAUUUCAACUUUA
Colias croceus (clouded yellow) is the source of this 1538-nucleotide messenger RNA. RefSeq lists its product as uncharacterized. The transcript is spliced from 2 exons. Lineage: Eukaryota; Metazoa; Arthropoda; Insecta; Lepidoptera; Pieridae. The record is from RefSeq and is a predicted model, not a curated record. The coding region runs from base 35 to 346 and encodes 103 amino acids.